This is a messenger RNA of Prorocentrum cordatum, 6357 nucleotides long. NCBI's taxonomy places the organism in Eukaryota, Dinophyceae, Prorocentrales, Prorocentraceae. The record is from the annotation of a GenBank genome assembly.
AUGGAGGCGGCGCCGCCGGAGCCGGGAGUCGACUGGAAGGCCGCAGGCGCGGCGGCGUUGGCUCAGGACGCAACGCGGGCCGCCGUCGCGGCGGUGCGGGUGCAGGCAGCCAGCGCGGGCCCCGGCGCCGGCCGGCGGGGCACUGGCCGGUUCCGCGACGCAGGCGGCGCCGCAGGCGCGGCGGAGGGGGCGCCUCCGGGGCGGCAGCGGCCCGCGGACGGCGCACCAGCGGAGUGCGAGGAGGGCGCUCGCGCCCUCGACCUCUCCAGUGCCCACUCCGCCGCGCUCGCGGAAGGCUGGUCGUACGACCGCCUCGCCGUGCUGCGGCUGGCUGGCACGCGGCUGGGGGCGGGGCAGCUCGAGGCGGUGCUGACGCAGGGGUGGCGGCUGCGCAAGCUGGACGUGAGUUACUGCGGCCUCGCAGAGCUGCCCUCCGCGGAGCUGUGGGCGGGCAUGCGGUACCUGUCGUCGCUGAUGCUGCACCGCAACAAGCUCGGCAACUGGGAGGAGGUGCGGCGCGCGGCGAGCCCGCCGCGACUCGAGUGGCUGGCCCUCUUCGAGAACCCGAUUGCCAGCAACGGCGGCUUCCGGCGGUUCGUGCUGGAGCUGGCCCCGUGGCUCCUCGCCGUGGACUUCUGGGCGGUCACCGACGACGAGCGCGCCCUGCCUGGGCAGGGGCCUCGCGAGCCGCCGUCCGCCGCGCACGCGGCUGGCCGCCGCUUCUCGGCGCGGUGCGACCAGAGCGUGCUCAGCCAGUUCCGCCCCAAGCUGCCCGACAGCGCAGAGGAGCCCGCCGAGCUGCUGAAGCAGGCCGCGGACGAGCUGGAGGAGUUGCGCGAGCGCUCGCGCCGGUGCUCCGCAGCCUUGGCGCUGCAGGGCGCGUGGAAGGUGCUCCGCACCCGCCAGAUGUUGGAGCGCCGGGCGGACCUGCGGAACAAGGUAGCGGUCAGGAUCCAGUGCUUCGCGCGCAGGUGGAUCUGGAAGAGGCGCACGACGAACUACUUGAAGGCUUACCUCGGAGAGAUCGACCAGCUCGACCUGAUGCUCUCCGCGCGCGAGAUGCUCGAGCUUCGCGCGAGAAGACGCAUUGAGAUGAUGGUGCGCGAGUGGGUGCAGAGGCGCAAGCGGCACAGCCGCUUGCGGGAGGCUGCCACGUUGCUCUGUCGCAGGGCGAGAGGCUUUCUCGCGCGCAAGAAGGUGCUGGGGCAGCUAGCCGAUUUCAAGAACCACCCGAGCAUCGUCUUCCCAGAGCGCUGCGCUUGGGAGUUCCUUGCGCUGCUCAACGUCGCAAGGCAGGAGUGCACGCCGCCGCUGCCGCCGCUGCCGCACGACCACGUAUUCGAGCCCUCCAGUCUCGUAGGCAUCCGCGUGCCAGAGGUUGCAGAGCUGCCUCCACGAUGCUCGAUCAUCACCAGGCUCCUGGCCAUGCAGGACCACUGGGUGGUGCGCCUGUGCCACAGCGGACGCUACCCGGAGCAUGUGUGGGACGGGCCGUUCCACCGGCUAGUCAACCAGAGCGGCCCGCCGCGCUUUUUGCGAGCCCUCGCGCACGUCAGGAGGCGGCUGGCGCACGUGGAUAACAGGUCCCGACGCGCCUUCAAGGCCUCGUGUCUGCCAGGCGGGCACCCGCUCGGCCCCGACCCUGCGGGCAAGGGCGCGGCCGCAGGCCGAGAGCUGCGGAGGGGGCUCCAGGACUUCCGUGACGUGUACGCGGUCGGCGCGCGCCUGGGGCAGGGCGCGCUCGGCAUGGCGUUCGAGUGCACCGCUAAGCAGCCUGGCGCGGACCCACGCGCGUGCGUGGUGAAGCUUGUCGAGCACGCCGCCGCAUGGUGGGGCCACCGAAAGGCCGUGCCCCAGAGGGUGCAGUGGCAGCUGCUCGGGGACGAGCUCGAGGUGCUCGGCUCACUGUUUCACCCGAACAUUGUCAAGCCCAUCAGCGUCUUCGUUGACACACACUUCGUCUACACCGUUGUUCCCAGAUGUAGCGGAAGCGUUGCCGGCGCCUUGUCCGCCAAAAUGCGUUUCGGCAAGCGGGGCCUGCCGGCUUACGUUGUGGGCGAGAUGGCCUCCCAGAUGUUGUGUUCCGUGGCCUUUCUGCACUCGCGCGAGGUGGCCCACCUCAACGUGAAAGCGGAGAACUACCUCAUCGACGAGGCUGACGUCGACGGAUUGGUCGGGCGGGCGUUCAAGGUGCUCCUCUCGGACUUGACCACCGCCCGGCACCUCCCCGCCGGCGUGUUUCUGCGCGACCCCUCGGCUUCGCCGCAGUACCGCGCGCCCGAGAUCGAGGAGAGGGUCUACGCCCACGAGGUGGACGUGUGGGCCGUCGGCGUGGUGGUCUGGCUGGCGCUGGCCACGCGGCUGCCCUUCGAGCGGGCGCCGCGGGCCGACGAGGUGGAGCUGCCGCGCCAAGGCCUGAGCGACGACCAGUUCGACCUGCUGCGGGGGCUGCUGGCUGGCCGGCCCGCGGAGCGGACCUCGGCCGAGGAGGCAGGGAAGCACAGGUGGUUGCAGACCUCCUGCGAGCGGCACCGCGCCCAGAUCGGCGACGCGGACCCGGAGCAGGACGCAGAUGUCGAGGUCCGGGCCAAGGCACCCGGGCCCUCCGCAGGGAACGACGCGGCCCGAGCCGGCGGCGACCCCGCGCCGCCGCCGGGCUCGGCGUGGUCCGCCGCCGAGGCGGCACAGUGGCACGACGCCAGGGAGGUCAAGCUGAGAGGGCUGCACGGGAGGUUCACGCUGGGCGAGAAGGUGUCCCUGCCCUUGGCGGACGCCCUCGAGAGGGCGGGGGCGCCCUCGGCGCCGCGGGGGCUCGCGUCAGCGCGAGCGGCCACGUUCCAGUGGUGGAGCGAGGCGCGCUGCUUCGAGAAGGCGCUGCUCCUGUCCGACACGGAGCCCGGCUCCCUCGACGACCGUGCCUUCGACCCCACGGAGGCGUCGGCGGCCUUCCACUUCUGGCCGACGACCGCCGAGCGCCUCGAACGCCUCCUCGGGGGCGACCUCGGCGCCGCGCGCGCCAGCGCGCCCAAGCGCGUCAGCCUCAGCGCGGAGGCCCUCGCCAGGCUGCACGGCGAGCUGCAGUCGCACGAGUGCCGCCUGCGCCUCUGCGACGGCCGCUUCGCGCGCCUGGAGGACAUGGUGAUGCUCCGGCUGCAGGCGCCCAGUGGCGCUUACCUGGUCGGCACCUCCACCGUCAACGGGCGGGAGGAGCACCGUCUGCCCAGCGUCCGCUGCCGCGCCAUGGGCAGCGGCCUGGACGGCCUGCUGCUGGACCUGUGGAGGCUCGUCGUCGGGGAGCUGCGCGUGUCCCGCCGGGCGGUGCACGUGCACCUCGCGGACUGGCAGCAGGACAUUACUGUGAGCCUGGGCGCGUCACGUGACUACCCUGGCCUCGACUGCCUGCGCCGCCACCACUUCUUCAACGCCACCGUCCGCCGUCUCGGCAGUGGGCGGCUUGCCGACCUCGGCCUGCCGCACGAGGCUGCCUUCCAGCACCGCGGUGUCGACGGCGCGCCCGACACCACGUGGGAGUGGUGGGACCUGCCAAGGUGCCGCGCGGCGGGGCUGCCAGUGGACCCGCAGGCGCAGCUGCGGCCCGAGCUGAGCGGCUUCAGCCGCGUGCCGCGGCGCGGCUGGUCCAAGGAGUCGUUCCUGCUGAUGCUGCAGCGCUGCGGCGUCGACACGCGCGCAUCUGGUGCCCCAGGCGGCGCGUUGUCAGCUGCCAGGCUCCUUGAAGAAGUCACCAGGGGCGACACGGCGCUGUACGAGAAGCCCGGCCUCCCCGGGGGCGCCGGCGAGCUGCGCCGCCCAGUCGAGAUCCUCACGGUGGAGGUCCGCAACCCGGCGGGCCACUUCCUCGCGGGCGCCAGGCCCAGGAGGUCGGGCGCGCUGCCCGAGCGCAGCUGCUCUUUCGCAGAGACGAGACUGCUGCCCUUCGAGGACAAGAUCUGGGCCGUGCGGCGGAUGCUGCGCGAACUCGACGUGAAGUUUGCGACCGCGCACGUGCGCUUCAGCCGAACCCGCAGCUCCCUGGAGGAGGACCCGUGCUACCCGGGCAUCGUCACCGUGGAGCUGAGGCAGACGGUGCACGUGCAGAUGGAGGCGCCCGUGGCGAGCGACUGCGGCUCGGGCACCAGCUGGACCAGCUCCGAGCGCUGGAGCGGGCGGAUGCCACCGUCUGGCGGGCCGCCGCCCCCGCUGGCCGAGCCGAGCCUGCAGCUGCUGGACCUGCUGCACGGCCCGGAGGCGGAGUGGCCGGAGGAGGCGCGCGCUCCCGGAUCUUGCCUGCGCCGCUUCAUGCUCGAGGCGCGGCGGCUGGGCAGCCGUCCCGUGCGGCCCGCCGUGGCGGAGGGGAGCGCCGGGGACGACGCCGUCGUCGGGGUCCCCAGUCAUCGCGACGCCACGUGGCUGAGCCAGAGGCUCCUGUCCUACAGGUGCGAGUCCCAGGAGCUCGCGGAGGGCCUCGUCACGCUGCUGCAGCAGUUCGCGGGAACCGGCGGCGCCGCGCCCCUCGUGGAGCCCGUGCCCUUCCUGGCGGGGAGAGCGGCGCCGCGCGCCGCGGCCAGCACCUCCAUCCAGGCCGCAUGGCGCGCCCACCGCCGUCGCGCGGCGCUGUCCUGUGGCCUCUGCGCCGCGCAGGCUCUGCGCAGGGCCGCGGUCUGCAUCCAGCAAGCCUGGCGGUGGAGCCUCCUGCGGCGCCGCUUCCACCUGCUGGAGGGCGCGCUGCGCUACGUCGGCGCGGUGAAGAGUGCCGUGCUCUACAUGGAGGAGCGCAUCUUCCUAGCCCUGAACCUGAUCAACUCCGUGAACCGCUACUCUCCGAUGGUCCGCGAGCGGUCCCUCGCCUGGGGCUACUCCAAGGGCACGGACGGCCCGGCCCUGGUGCGCGAGGACCUCCGCGGCCUGGGCAGGCCCGCCCCCACGCCCGCGGCCCGGCAGGAGCACCGCGCCCGCGCGCGGCGGCGCGAGGGCGGCCUGCCCGCGUGGCUCUGGGGCGCCGCGGGCGACCCCGAGGUGCUGGGCCCGGACGACGCGUCGCUGGAGGGCGUGCGGGGCGUGCACGACCUGCUGACGCGGGGCAUGCCCGGCUGCCUGCGCCAGGCGGAGCCCACGGAGAGCUACAUCGUGACCGCGACCAUGCCGUCCAUGCAGCUCGCCGCGAGGGCGGGCGGCGCGGGCGCCCACGGCGCCCUGGGGGUGCUGGCCGGCGGCGGCGGCACGCUGCGCUUCGUGGAGCUCAAGUUCCGGUCGAGGGAGCACGCCCGCAGGCAGGCCUUGAUGCUGUGGUUCUGCACCUUCAGCGCGCCGCUCCGGGCCGCCGUGCCGCUGGUGCCACGCAGCGAGCUACAGAGCACGCGCCUCUGUGAGGCCGUGGUGCGCCUCUGGGACGCCUACGGCCUGGCGUGGCCCAGCGGCGAUCGCGCCGCGGCGUUCGAGGUGCGCAAGAGGUACGUGCGGGAUCACGAGCUGCUCCACGCCGCGCCCUUCUGCGGCCGCGAGCCCUGGCACGCCCUCGCCGGCCGCGAGCCCACGCCCCGCGAGGGCGCCCGGCGCGCGCCGGGCGAAGAGGCCGAGGCGGCCGCCGCCCGCCUCGCAGCCGAGCCCUUCGCGGCCGCGCGCGGCGCCCGCGCGGCGCCCGCCGCGGCGGCGGGCCGCGCGGCCGCCGCCAGGCCGGGCUCCUCCGCCCCGCUGCCGCCCAUCGCCGGCCCUGCCGCACGCCGCGAGCCGCGGCCCCUCAGCGCCCGGGGCGCCAGGGCGCCGGCGAGGGCCGAGGGGCCCCUGCCGCGCGCCCUGGGCUCCGCGCGCGGGCCCCUCUCGGCGCGGCGGGCCGCGCAUCGGGGGGCGCAGGGGCACAGCAAGACGCUGGCCCCGCUGGCGGCGGCCCCGCGGCGCCCCGCGGCGAAUAGCACCGCGGCCGCGGGUGCCGUCGGGUACCCGGGCGUCAUGACGCUCGAGGGAAACGACGGGGAAAAGCUGAUGGGGGAGCUGGUGAUGCCCACCGACGGCGGCAGCUCCUUCUACGCCGCCCCGGCUGCCCCGCGGGAGGAGACCACAGCCGACAACGAUGGCGGCGCUGCGCAAGAGGAGAAGAAGAAGAAAAAGAAGGCGGGCGGCUGGUCAGCCCUGACAAACCAGGGCCCGAAGUACGCUGGAAGGAGCCGGGCCCCCGCGGCGGCCGAGGAGGACGGCUACGCCGAGGAGCAGGAAGCGGCAGCCGUCCCUGCUCCCGCCAAGGGCAAGGGCAAGGGCAAGGAGAAGAAGAAGGAGGAGAAGGUCUACCCGGAGGGCCCGCACAUUCGUGUGGACCCGGAGAAGGGUGCCGGUGUGGAGCUGACGCCCACGUGCUGGGGCAUGCGG